ACAAAGUUCUGAGUCGCGAUUGCAGUUUACAAAUAGCAAAACCUCAUACGCGACUAUUCUUCCACACUUCAGAUUCAUCAUCCUUCACAUCCAGUUUGCAAAAUAAAGUAAACAAACGAUCAAUUUGCCGUAGAAGACACGCAGAUGAAGCCGAUUAGGCUUCCGGAACCGCCCGGUAGUCCACCGAGAGGCGUACCGGACAUAUUCGAAGGCGGUGUUUACGGUGUUGUGAAGCGUGCUGUUAUCAUCGGUAACGGUUUUCCGGCGUCGGAGAAUCAGAGCGCCGGUUUAGUUCGAGCGCUUGGAUUGUCGGAGAAGCAAACUCUAUAUCGUGUUACAAGGCCAAGAGGGGGAAUAAAUGAAUAUCUGCAUUGGCUCCCAGUUUCACUCCAUAAACAGAUAUAUUACAUUAUCAGACUGAUUUAUGGUUAUUCGCAAGUUCUAUUUACCAGCAGAGGAAGUAGAGUUCAAUCUUUAACUGGAGAAAAUGGUGGCAGUGUAGGUUUAUCAUCUGUACUUGAAGCUGAUGUGAAGUCAAUAGUAAAAUUGGCAAAGGGAACUGCUGAGAAGGAUGGGCCUCUAUUGGUGGUUGCAUGUGGCAGAGAUACCAUAUCGAUUGCAAGCUCCAUAAAAAAACUAGCAUCUGAAAGUGUGUUUGUUGUUCAGAUUCAACAUCCACGAACACAAUUGAAUAGGUUUGACCUGGUGGUUGCUCCUCAACAUGAUUAUUAUGCUCUGACAGCUCAUGCACAAGAGCAGGUUCCCAGGCUUUUCCGCAAGUAUAUAACUCCCAACGAGCCUCCUAGCAAGAACGUGGUUCUUACUGUGGGAGCUUUGCAUCAAGUUGAUUUUGCUGCACUUCGCAGUGCAGCUAUUGCCUGGCAUGAUGAGUUUGCACCUUUGCCCAAACCCUUAAUCGUGGUUAACAUUGGGGGCCCUACAAGUCAUUGUAAAUACGGUACAGAUCUUUCAAAGCAGUUGACAAACUAUUUGCGUGGCGUUCUUGAUAGCUGUGGAAGUGUAAGAAUUUCUUUCUCAAGGAGGACCCCAGAUAAGGUUGCUAAUUUCGUGCGGAAAGAACUUGGAGACCAUCCAAAAAUCUAUGUAUAUGAUGGUGAAGAACCAAAUCCUCACAUGGGACAUCUAGCUUGGGCAGAUGCUUUCAUUGUCACAGCCGAUUCAAUCAGCAUGUUGAGUGAAGCCUGCAGCACUGGGAAACCUGUAUAUGUAGUCGGAGCUGAACGUUGUAAGUGGAAAUUCGCUGAAUUUCAUAAAACUUUAAGGGAAAGAGGUCUGGUUCGACCUUUUACAGGCCUUGAGGAUAUGUCAGAAAGCUGGAGCUACCCGCCUCUAAACGACACCGCAGACGUUGCAAAUCGUGUACAUGAGGCGCUUGCUGACCGAGGAUGGAGAUUGCGGCCAUAAGAAAAUCGUCCAAGCUAGUUAUGAUCCUUUGGUUUUGCUUAAUCUGCAACAUCUGUCUGAUUUAUCAACCACGCGUGUUCGAGAUUCUGCAGAUAUACUACAAACUGGUAGGCUUUUUCUUUUUUCCUUUUCCUCGUGCUUUGGGGAUUAUACAUAAUAUAGUUUUGAUACAGACAUGGAGGCGUGCUUGUAUUUAACCGGCAUUUACAAAUUACAGCUUUAGUUUGAAAAUUAAACCUUGAGGGAGAGAUUCAUUUGUGUUCUUUGAACUUAUCUGUUUUAAGUCGAAGCUAAUAAGAGAUGCGUGUGUAUCGUUUAGAUGGUUAGUGACGUAGUAUUUGGCUAUUUGUUAGUAGAUCAAAUAUAUGUGUAACCGAGAUAUGAUGGAUUCGAAUGAAUUUAUGACACGACACGAGAUUCGAGAUUA
Molecule: messenger RNA, 1852 nt
Organism: Helianthus annuus (common sunflower)
Lineage: Eukaryota; Viridiplantae; Streptophyta; Magnoliopsida; Asterales; Asteraceae
Product: mitochondrial fission protein ELM1
Exons: 10
Coding region: 145-1425 (426 amino acids)
Biological process (GO): mitochondrial fission
Cellular component (GO): mitochondrial outer membrane
Source: RefSeq, a predicted model, not a curated record